This is a messenger RNA of Nymphaea colorata (pocket water lily), 2203 nucleotides long. RefSeq names its product putative pentatricopeptide repeat-containing protein At1g77010, mitochondrial. Bases 1198 to 1800 code for a protein of 200 amino acids. Gene Ontology annotation, molecular function: RNA binding; protein binding. The transcript is spliced from 3 exons. The record is from RefSeq and is a predicted model, not a curated record. NCBI's taxonomy places the organism in Eukaryota, Viridiplantae, Streptophyta, Magnoliopsida, Nymphaeales, Nymphaeaceae. Gene Ontology annotation, biological process: RNA modification.
AAGUGGCUGUUGGGGCUCCCAACGGCUAGAUUUCUAGCCGUUGGGAACUCCCAACAGCUACUUCCUUUUUUAAUAAAAAAGGAAAAGAAAAAGGUUUAGAAAAAGGCAUGAAAAAUAAAGAAAAAAUAAAUACAAAAAGUCCUAUGUAUACACACAUAUAUUUAUAUGUACAAAUCAUACAUCAAACUGCUAGGAGUUUAAGAUAUAUGAUAGUAGAUACAAAAACAUGUAUGUAUACUUAUAUUAUAGAUUCUAAUACCCCCCCCUCAAACUUACGGUGUAAUCACCGAAAGUUUGCCAAGAAGAAACUGGAAUAUUGCAGAAGCCAGUGCUUUGGUGAAGAAAUCUCCAAGUUGAUAUUCAGAAGGGACAAAAGGUAGAUCAAUUGUUCGGCUAAGAUAUUCCUCUCUCACAUAGUGACAAUCCAUUUCAAUAUGUUUUGUCUUUUCAUGAAAAGUAUGAUUGCUAGCAAUGUAGAUGACACUUUUGUUGUCGCAGCAGAGCUUGGUGGCUUCAUUGAGGUCAAUUUCAAUGUCCUUCAAUAAGCUUUUCAACCAUACAAUCUCAAUGGUGGUGGUAGCCAUAGCACAAUACUCUGCUUCAGUUGAAGAUAAAGAGACUUUAUGUUGUUUUUUGCAUCUCCAUGAAAUGAGAGUCACCUAGAAAAACACAAAAACCGGUGGUGGAAUGCCUAUUAUUAGGAUCUCCACCCCAAUCAACAUCAAUAUAAGCAAUCAUAUUCAAGUUUGAUGAGGAGGAUAGAAAAAGUCCCUUAGGGGGCGUUUGAUUGCCCGGAUGAAAGUGAAUUUUUCAUAAAAAAUGGUACGGCCCGACUAAAAAUGCAUCAAACGGGGUGAAAUUCAGCCCGUUUAAUGCAAAAAGGCAGCGGGUGGAAUUCCACCCGCUCGACGCCCUUCCCGCCCCCCCCCCUGGUCGACACCCUUCCCCUCAUUUCCUCCCUCCGCCCGCAGCUCCUCCUCGCUCGAACAGAAAUCGCCUUCUCACCGUCGCACUAGAGGCCGCUCUCAUCGUCGCCGCUCCGCCGUCGCUGCACUCACUGUCGCCCCUCUACCAGUGAUCUGUCUCCCUUUCUCUCUUGCUCUCUGUUGCCCUCGUUUUCUCCCUAAAUCAGUGCCCUAAUCUGUUGAUCCUGAAUUGAGGAAUGUUGGGACAUCACGGUUUGUGGAGGGAUUGUGAAUGGACUUGCAGGAGUGCUCACGUUUGUUAAGGUCAUGCACAAACGCACAAUGCCUUUUGCGAGGAAGACAGCUCCAUCUGUACUGCGUGAAGGUAGGCCUGGAGUCGAUGUUGUUUAUAGCUAAUUGCCUCCUUCAGAUGUACGUGAAGUGCGGCAAACUCGCCGACGCGCAUCAGGUGUUUGUUGAAACAACUGAAAGAAACACUUUCUCCUGGAAUAGCUUGAUUGAAGGUUAUGCUAACUCGGGCAAGGCAAGAACUUCCUUGGAGCUGUUCACGUCUAUGCCGUGCAAAAACGAGUUUUCGUGGAAUGUGGUCAUUGCAGCUUAUGCAAAGAUGGGUGAUCUUGAGGUUGCCCAACAACUCUUCGAUGAGAUGCCAGUGAAGAACACGUUCGCUUGGAAUUCGAUGGUUCACGGUUGCGUUUUAUAUGGCAGAAUUGGAAAGGGACAACCUUGGGAAGCACUGAGACUGUUUGACCAAAUGAAGUUGCAUCAGUUGGCGAUCGAUGGUUUCAUCUUAGCUACGAUGGCCUGUGCUUGUGCCGAUGUGGAGAAGCUUGAUGCAGGCAAACAACUACACGCUUACAUUGUGAGGGGAUAGGUCUGCUUAUCGGCUAUAAUAACAGGUCUUGCAAAUUGUGGGAGGUUAGAAGAUGCUUAUCGAAUUUUUGCCAGUCAAAGCAGAAGAAAUGUGGGUUCUUGGAAUUCAAUUAUUUCUGGAUAUGCAACCAAUUGCCAUUACCUUCAAGUUUUUGAAGAUAUGAAAGAGUUGGAGUCAGACCAAGCUCCAUUACCUUCAUUGCUGUGUUGUCGGCCUGCAGUCACCGAGGGCUGGUUGAGGAAGGGCGGCAACUCUUUCAUGCUAUGAAACAUGAUUAUGGUAUCUUACCAAUGGUUGAACACUGUUCUUGUAUGAUUGUUUGGCUCAUAUCAGUUAUAUUUUCUAGUCAAUGGAAUGUAUGUUCUUUGUUUAGCUCAUCUCAAUUGUUAUUUUGUUUGGCUCA